Messenger RNA from Clarias gariepinus (North African catfish), 2676 nucleotides. RefSeq names its product histone-lysine N-methyltransferase PRDM9-like. Gene Ontology annotation, molecular function: protein binding; histone methyltransferase activity. The coding region runs from base 167 to 2203 and encodes 678 amino acids. NCBI's taxonomy places the organism in Eukaryota, Metazoa, Chordata, Actinopteri, Siluriformes, Clariidae. The transcript has 7 exons. Gene Ontology annotation, cellular component: nucleus. The record is from RefSeq and is a predicted model, not a curated record.
AAAAAAUGCGAAUGAAAUAAAAAUAUGAUACGGAUUAUUAAAUUAUCUCUAAUAUUGUAAAGACAGUUGCAUAGUUUUAUUUCAGGGUAGAGAUUAAAACUCGUCAUAGUGUCUGUGUUUAAAGGUUUCAAACUCUGCCCUGCCUUAAACCCUAAGCUCGGUUCUGAUGAGUUCCUCAGGAGGUACCAGGUCUGCGGCUGCUGGUCCUGCUCCCUCACAGCUGGGUCAGGAUGUAAAAACUGAGACGUCAAUCAGAGGAAUAUCAGGAACGAUGGAUGUCUGUGUGAAGAAAGAGGAGACGCUGGACCUGGACAUCUGUAUGGGCCAUGGAGACACAAACACCACCACCACACCUGACGUGCUGUCUGUUAAAGAGGAAGAAGCUGAUAAUGAACACUACCUCUACUGUGAAAUUUGCAAAUCCUACUUCUUCAACAAGUGUGAGGUUCACGGUUCACCCCUCUUCAUCACUGAUACCCCUGUUCCAAUAGGCGUCUCUGACCGAGCCAGAAAAACUCUUCCUCCUGGUCUAGAAAUUCGGAAGUCCUGUAUUCCCAGUGCAGUCCUGGGGGUGUUUAAUAACGGGGAGACUGUUCCAGUCAAUGCACAUUUCGGACCAUACCAGGGAGAGCUGGUAGAACGAGAGGAAGCCAAGAACAGUGAAUACUGCUGGAUGAUUAACAAGAGCGGGCAGUGUGAGGAAUACAUCGAUGCCAAGAGAGAAACGCACGCGAACUGGAUGAGGUAUGUCAAUUGUGCUCGUAAUGAAGGAGAGCAAAAUCUCAUGGCCUUUAAGUAUCGAGGAGGGAUUCUGUAUCGUUGCUGUCGACCCAUAGAUUCAGGACACGAGCUCUUGGUGUGGUACGAUGAGGAGUACGGCCGGGAUCUCGGGCGUAUGUGUGACUACCGCCAGAACAAAAAGUGCUCCAUGAGAGAUGUGAAGAACAAUGCACCGCAAGUCUUCUCCUGCUCCUCUUGUUCACUUUCCUAUACAUCUCGAAUUGAUCUUAACAAACACGUGCAAAGCUACCACUGUGAUGAGCCUGCCAGCAGACAGCAGAAACUAGAAGAAGUUAAAAAUGAGGUUCAGGCGCCAACAGACGGCUCCAAGGAACAGCAAACGGCAUCCUUUAGCUGUGACGUGUCUCUGAAAGAAAUGCCGAAGAAAAUUCAUCACUGCCUAAAGUGUGGGAGGAGAUUCACUUAUCAGAGCGCGCUCAAAACGCAUCCGUGCAAUCACACCGAGGAGAAGGCACACCGCUGCUCUCAGUGUUUUAAAAGUUUCAAUCAAAAGAGCGACCUCCAGCAGCACCAGCGAAUUCACACCGGAGAGAAGCCGUACCACUGCACGCAGUGCGGAAAGAGCUUCAUUCAGAAUAGCAUUCUGCGGAAACAUCAGCGCAUUCACACGGGCGAGAAGCCAUACCACUGCUCGCAGUGCGGGAAGAGUUUCCUGCAAAAGAGCGAUCUCAAACAGCACAAGCGCACUCACACGGGAGAGAAGCCCUUCGACUGCUCGCUGUGCGGGAAGAGUUUCGCUCACUACAGUAACCUGCAGCUGCACCAGCGCAUUCACACCGGAGAGAAACCGUUUCAGUGCUCGCAGUGCGGGAAGUGUUUUACUCAGAAGAGCAACCUGCAAGUCCAUCAGCGUGUUCACACAGGAGAGAAACCUUAUCGCUGCGCGCAGUGCGGCAAGAGUUUUACGCUUCAAAGUAACCUCCAGCUACAUCAGCGCAUUCACACCGGAGAGAAGCCGCAUCACUGCUCCCAGUGCGGCAAGAGCUUCACCCAUCAGAGCACAUACCAACGACACCAGCGUAUUCACACCGGGGAGAAACCGUACUACUGCGCGCAGUGCGGGAAGUGCUUCAACCAUCAGAGCCACCUCCAGAGACACCAGCGUGUUCACACGGGAGAGAAGCCGUACCGGUGCUCGCAUUGUGGCAGGUGUUUUGCUCAGCACAGCAGUCUGCACUCCCACCAGCGCAUUCACACAGGAGAGAAGCCGUUCCAGUGCUCGGAGUGCGGCAAGUGUUUCACUCAGCAGAGUGCUCUCCACGUCCAUCAGCGCAUUCACACCGGAGAGAAACCGUAUCACUGCUCGCAGUGCGGGAAAAGCUUUACCCAUUCGCUUUCGAGCAAGACACACAAGUGCACCAGCACGGAUCCGUUAUGCUACUUAAAUUAUUUGUCAAAUUAGAUUAUUUUUUUUAAUUAAAGAAGACUUCUUGUACUUAAUGAUCUGCAUUGACCGUAUUUUUGCACUGUAUUUAUUUUGACAUCCUGCGAUGGGCAAGGUUAUUUGAAAUUUUCUUUUUUUGACGAUCGCUGGUGCACUUAGAUUAAUAAUAUUAAAUGCAGAAAUACUGUCAUGGUUUAAAAGCAACAUUGUACGAGGGUAAGUCAGAAAUGAUUCGCACUACGGUUAUAUUAAAACGCUUUCUGUUUAAGGCUCCUGUCUCCAUAGUCACUGCUGUGCAGGUGUGAAUGUGUUACAUCAGUUCAUCUGUAACUGCGGUGUGAGCAAAAAUGGACUCCCUGCUUGUGACUUGCAUGACAGAAGAGCAGUGUGCAGUGAUUCAUUUUGGAAAAGCAUAUAAACAGAAGCAUUUGGAUACUCUAAGGAAGGUCAAAGUUUCUUAAAGAGGAUCAUUACUGGUGACGAGACCUGGA